Molecule: messenger RNA, 447 nt
Organism: Entelurus aequoreus (snake pipefish)
Lineage: Eukaryota; Metazoa; Chordata; Actinopteri; Syngnathiformes; Syngnathidae
Exons: 6
Coding region: 1-447 (148 amino acids)
Source: RefSeq, a predicted model, not a curated record
AUGCUGCUGUACGUGUUGGUCCUCAUGGCGUAUCGCAGCAGCAGAUGGAUGCCCAGGAAGCAGAGACUCAACUUCCAAAUAAUCAACGUGCUGUUCACAGCCCUCGUGGUGGUCCCUCAGCUGUACGUCAUCGCCAGGCCCAAAUCGUCAAGAUACUGCAAGCAGCCUUUGGUGAACAACAUGUCAGCGUCCAUCGCCCUGUCACUCAUCGCAUCAGGGUUUUCGGUGGUCUUCACCCUAAUCGAGACAGUUCCUCAGGGCUUGUGGGCGUCCUUCCAGGUGUUUGGAUUGCUGUCAUUGGGACACGCAGCGUGCAGUGCCAUCUUGACGCUGACUGCGUCCGCAUGCGCCGCAACCACACCCGAGCUGUACCACAUGUCUAUGUUCCUUUCGCUGGCUUCCAUUCUGAGCACAGGUGCACUUGUGGUCAAAGAGUCCUGUGCUUGA